GUCCUAGCCUUGCCGAGCUCGGCAUCUCUAUCCUAUCCAUCCUUCCUUCCCAUCCCUGCCCUGCCUUCUCUCUCUCCAUCUCCCCUUCCAAGAUUUCUGUCCUCGUCUGUUUGUGGCCUGGACUGCCUUGCUGCGGCGCGGUCAAUCCCUCGGCGGACGAACCAACACCCGCGCCGCCGGCCGAUCCGCACGCCGGAUCAGAUUUCCUUGCAGGAUCUUGCUUGCUAGGUAGACGUGCAUACUUGUGUUUGAGCGAGCCCAUGUCGACGGCGGUGGCGCCGGGGAUGGCGCGGGGUCACGGGUUCCGGGCCGCGGAUAAGGGGAAGCAGCGGGCGGAUUCGGAGGAGCCGGAGACGAAUCGGGGCGGCAGAGGCGGCGUCAACGGGUUAUACGUCGAUGAUGAUGAGGAGGAGGGGCAGGUGGAGGUGGGGAGCGCUGAGCUGAGGGAGCUCGAGGAGGCGCUCUCGGACAACUCCUCGAUCGGGGCCGCCUCGUCCGACAGCUCCUCGAUCGGGCAGGACUCCGCGUCGGAGAAGGAGGACGACGAGGAGGUGGAGAGCAAGGUCAAGCCGCCGGUGGAGGAGGUCUUCGGCAUGGGGCUCGGCACGAUCGAGUCCCUCGAGGAUGCGCUGCCCAACAAGCGGGGCCUCUCGAAUUUCUACGCCGGAAAGUCGAAAUCCUUCACGAGCCUGGCGGAGGCGGCUGCCAAGGCGGCCGCGAAGGAGAUCGCCAAGCCGGAGAACCCGUUCAACAAGCGGCGCCGCGUGCUGGCGGCGUGGUCGCGGCGGAGGGCCUCCUGCAGCUCGCUGGUCACCACGUACCUGCCCCCUCUCCUCUCCCUCGACCACACCGUGGUGGAGGGGGACGAGGGCGAGGAGGACGAGGACCGCUCCAACGACGGCGGUGACGAGCACGACGAUGGUGGUAACGGCAGCGGCCAGAGCAGCAGGAGGGAGUCUCCCCGGUUCCCUCCGCGCGGGCUUAGCCUCAUGCAGAGCGCGUCCCAGAAGGGCGCCGCCAUGGCCAUGAUGCGGAGCCCGACUGCGAACAAGACGAGCUCGUUCCGAUCUCCUAGGUCGUAUUCGCUCUCCGACCUGCAGAACGCCGGGUACAACUAGCUGGAAUUUAGACCGGAUUUAGGUUGCCGGAGCUGGUGCUGUAUAAUCAAGAAUAUCUCUCUCUAUAUAAGAACCUCCAUUAAUUUGUUGUGUUCUUUUGCCUGAUCUGAA
Lolium perenne is the source of this 1229-nucleotide messenger RNA. RefSeq lists its product as uncharacterized. The record is from RefSeq and is a predicted model, not a curated record. NCBI's taxonomy places the organism in Eukaryota, Viridiplantae, Streptophyta, Magnoliopsida, Poales, Poaceae.